AGCCGCCGCACCUCGGAGUUGAGGACACCCGUGCGACCUCCGCGGAAAGAUGAACGGGACGCCGAACUGGUGUACCUUGGUGGACGUGCACCCGGAGGGCCAGACCGCGGGCAGCGUGGACAUUCUCAGGCUGACCCUCCAGAGUGAGCUGACAGGAGAUGAGCUUGAGCACAUAGCCCAGAAGGCUGGCAGGAAGACUUAUGCCAUGGUGUCUGAUCGCUCCUCUGGUCAUUCUCUGGCUUCAGAACUGGUGGAGUCCCAUGAUGGGCACGAAGAGAUCAUUAAGGUGUACUUGAAAGGGAGGUCUGGAGACAAGAGGAUCCAUGAGAAGAACAUCAACCAGCUGAAGAGUGAGGUCCAGUACAUCCAGGAGGCCAGGAACUGCCUGCAGAAGCUCCGGGAGGAUAUAAGUAGCAAGCUCGACAGGAAUCCAGGAGACCCUCUGCAGCGGCAGGAGAUACAGGUGGUACUAGAGAAGCCAAAUGGCUUUAGUCAGGGUCCCAUGACUUUCUACAGCAGCCCACCUGAGGCUGACAACUACAUGAGUGAAGAUGUUGAGAGCUUGAAGAAGAGGGUGCAGGAAUUGCUUGCCAAGCUCCAGGAGGCUGAGCGGCGACACCAGUCAGACCGUGUGGCUUUUGAGGUUACACUCAACCAGUAUCAACGAGAAGCAGAACAGAGUAAUGUGGCCCUUCAGAGAGAGGAGGACAGAGUGGAGCAGAAGUCGGCAGAAGUCGGGGAGCUACAGAGGCGCUUGCUGGGGAUGGAGACGGAGCAUCAAGACUUACUGUUGAAAGUCAGGGAAGGGGAGAUGGCCCUAGAGGAGCUUCGGAUCAAGAACGCUGACUGCCAAGCAGAAAGAGAAAAGGCUGCUGCUCUGGAAAAGGAAGUGGCUGGGUUUCGGGAGAAGAUCCACCACUUGGAUGACAUGCUGAAGAGCCAGCAGCGGAAAGUCCGGCAGAUGAUAGAGCAGCUCCAGAAUUCAAAAUCUGUGAUCCAGUCCAAGGAUGCCACCAUUCAAGAGCUCAAGGAGAAAAUUGCCUAUCUGGAGGCUGAGAACCUGGAGAUGCAUGACCGCAUGGAGCAUCUGAUAGAGAAGCAGGUCAGUCAUGGAAACUUCAGCACGCAGACCCGAGCCAAGACAGAGAACCUGGGCAGUGUCAGGAUAUCCAAGCCCCCCAGCCCGAAGCCCAUGCCUCUCAUCCGAGUGGUGGAAACCUGAGCUGCGGGAGAUGGAUGGUGCCGUUGCUGUCGCUCAGACCUGCAGAGAAGCCCACCACCCCUGCAGGCUCUUGAUACUGACUCUGACUUCCCGCCGCACCCUGGUGGCCCCAGGUCUUGGGCUCAUGCCCCAGGCUCUUAUCCUCUGCUUGCUGGCAGAUGGAGCAGAAGCGUCUGUCUCCUCGGGACACUGCAGGCCUAGGGAAGACAUUCUCCUGCCAGCAGGAACAGGACGAUAUCCUUAUUCCCAGUUACUGUUUUUCUGUGUAACAAGAGCUUCCCUGCUGUGUCCACUGGAGUCUAGCUGCCUCAAAGCCAGGCCCUCAUCAAGUCCAGAGAAGUGACAAAAUUUGUCUCGGCCCCCAAAAGCUGGAAGGACGGUGAUUGGAGUGCGUCCUGAGGGAAUGGAGUUCCUUCUGCAAACACAGCUCAGUUCUUAGCAACAAACUGUUUGUUUUUCCGCUUGGCUCCACCCUUCUGCCAUGCUGUCCAGGGCCUCCCACAGACAGCCAGUGGGGGCUUGCUGGCCAGGCCUGGUCUUCACCAGGGAACCUAAACUAGAUAGCCUUGCCUUUCUGGAGACAAAGGAAUGUACAUUCAGGGAGCAGGUUUUAGCAGGAAGCAGUUUUUAGCAGGAAGAUUCUCUAGGGCCUCGAAUAGUUCAUGGGACUUCUCUGGCGCUGUGGAAGCUCCCCAUCUUCGGGUUUUCCCCUGUGGUGUCCUGGAAGGCACACCUCAGUCUUCCUGACCCACAGCUAAGAACUGUUUCCUCAUCAGUCCCAGCAAAACCAUCACUGUAUUUAUUUUGCUAAGUUAUUGCUGGUUUUGUUUAUAUCUCAUAGGUGAUUUAGUACCAGUGUCCUGCAGUCUUCUGCUGAGGUGUUCGGGCUUACCUGGAUGUGGGGGAGUAUUCUGGUUGGCUCCCCAGGCCUUCCCUCUAGCUACUGCUUUUUAUCUCUUCCUCCCGAGUCAGUCCAUAACUCAGGAGGCUAGCGUCUGUCCCCAAGUGUGUGCUGUCUGGAGAAAAGGGCAGUCAGGACUGUUUUGGGGCAGGGGUGGGUUUUACUAACCUCUGCGAACCCACCCUUCCACCCCAUAACAAUCUCUACCAGCCCCGAAUGACCCUGCAGCUCCAAGUGUCUCCUACAGUGUGCUCUAGCAGCCUCAGGAGUAUUCAAGCACCUGAAUGUGGGACCCCAGGAACAGCUUUAGUCUUAAAUCUACUUAGCUCACAACCAGAAGCCUCAAGUCUUUGUGUUUCUGUGUGUCAGGACUAGGCCCAGGGCCUGGCUUUGUCCGUACAGUAUCCUGAGACUUCAGUCUCUACAGAAUGAGGGCGUUGAACAUGAUCCCUGUGCCCCUUCACAUUUUAUUCCUGUCUGUGACACAGUUGUAUAGUAACUUUAAUAAAUUAUGCUAUUAUGUC
Peromyscus eremicus (cactus mouse) is the source of this 2647-nucleotide messenger RNA. RefSeq names its product tuftelin 1 (gene Tuft1). NCBI's taxonomy places the organism in Eukaryota, Metazoa, Chordata, Mammalia, Rodentia, Cricetidae. The transcript has 13 exons. Gene Ontology annotation, cellular component: intracellular anatomical structure; I band. The coding region runs from base 50 to 1222 and encodes 390 amino acids. Gene Ontology annotation, biological process: intracellular signal transduction. The record is from RefSeq and is a predicted model, not a curated record.